CACUGGCUGUCACACUCUCGUCGUCAACUAGAUAAUUCGUCUUUGAGUUCAAUGAGUGGAGAGUGGUCAUGAAUUGAUAGACAGAAAUUCAUAGCGAGCAUAUUUGGCGUGAGGAAGCCCUUCGAGAUAUUUCAGCUACAGUCAUAACGAAGAUGCAACGAUGACUCAACCUCAGCUGAAUGAGUUCAUUCCCCCUCCGGAGUGCCCUGUUUUUGAGCCCAGCUGGGAGGAAUUUGCCGACCCUUUUGCGUACAUCAACAAAAUACGACCUAUUGCAGAGAAAACUGGCAUCUGCAAGAUCCGACCCCCGCCUGACUGGCAGCCACCAUUUGCCUGCGAUGUUGACAGACUGAAAUUCACACCACGGAUACAAAGGCUCAAUGAACUGGAGGCUCAGACCAGAGUUAAGCUCAACUUCCUGGAUCAAAUAGCAAAAUUCUGGGAACUGCAAGGAUGCACACUGAAAAUCCCUCAUGUGGAAAGAAAGAUUUUGGAUCUUUAUCAGCUGAAUAAGCUGGUGAAUGAAGAAGGGGGCUUUGAUGCGGUCUGUAGGGAGCGCCGCUGGACUAAGAUAUCCGUCAAGAUGGGCUUUGCUCCAGGCAAGGCGAUUGGGUCUCACCUGCGGGCACACUAUGAGAGGAUCCUCUACCCAUAUAACCUGUUUCAGACUGGAAACAACAUGCAUAAAGCCACCUUGACCAAUGACACUAAAGAUAAGGAGUACACUCCUCACGACCUGCCGCAGCGACAGUCUGUCCAGCCCCAGGAAACCUGCAGCAUUGCUCGCCGGGCAAAGCGAAUGAGAUCUGAAAGAGGCUGUGUUAAAACUGAACCUGGGGACAUUUGUGAGAAUCGUCCCAAUUUAAGGAGGAGGAUGGGAACAUAUUCUGCCAAACCAGAGCCUGUGAGGAUGGCUGUCACUGAGGUGAAGGAGGAGCCCAUUGAACAUGAACUUACAAUCUUAAAUAAGAUAAAUAUACCCCCCUUGAAUAAAGUGGACCAGUACAUGUGCCUGGUGUGUGGCAGUGGGACUGCUGAGGACCGUCUGCUGUUGUGUGACGGCUGUGAUGACAGCUAUCACAUCUUCUGUCUGAUCCCUCCCCUCCCCGACGUUCCCAAAGGCGACUGGAGGUGUCCCAAGUGCCUGGCUCAGGAAUGUGGCAAACCUCCUGUCGCGUUUGGCUUUGAGCAGGCCAGCAGGAGCUACACCCUCCAAGCUUUUGGAGACAUGGCCGAUUCCUUCAAGUCUGAUUAUUUCAACAUGCCGGUGCAUAUGGUUCCUACUGAGCUAGUGGAGAAGGAGUUCUGGCGUCUUGUCAGCACCAUUGAGGAGGAUGUGACUGUGGAGUAUGGAGCUGACAUUGCCUCCAAGGAGUUUGGGAGUGGUUUCCCUGUGAAGAACGGCCAUUUUCAAGUCUCUCCUGAGGAUGAGCAUUACCUGAGCAGCGGAUGGAACCUGAACAACAUGCCGGUGCUGGAUGCCUCAGUGCUGACUUACAUUACAGCCGAUAUCUGUGGGAUGAAGUUACCAUGGCUGUAUGUUGGCAUGUGCUUCUCCUCCUUCUGCUGGCAUAUUGAGGACCACUGGAGUUACUCUAUAAACUACCUUCACUGGGGGGAGCCAAAGACGUGGUAUGGGGCCCCUGGUUAUGCUGCAGAGCAUCUCGAGUCUGUCAUGAAGAGUCUGGCGCCUGAGCUGUUUGAGUCUCAGCCAGACCUCCUUCACCAGCUGGUCACCAUCAUGAAUCCCAACACUCUCAUGAACAACGGUGUCCCGAUCUAUCGCACCAACCAAUGUGCGGGCGAGUUUGUCAUCACUUUCCCCAGAGCUUACCACAGUGGAUUCAACCAGGGUUUCAAUUUUGCUGAAGCUGUCAACUUUUGCACCAUGGACUGGAUGCCCAUUGGCCGUAACUGUGUGGCACACUAUCGCGAGCUGAGCAGGUACUGCGUUUUCUCCCAUGACGAGAUGGUUUGUAACAUGGCCUGUAAAGCGGACACGAUGGAUGUCGACCUGGCGUCAACAGUGCAGACGGACAUGGCUGUCAUGAUCCAUGAAGAAGAGGAACUAAGAGAAAAGAUUAACAAAUUGGGCAUCAUGCAAUUUCAACAAGUUGAUUAUGAAGUGCUCCCAGACGAGGAGCAGCAGUGCUGCAAGUGUCGGACCACCUGCUACCUGUCUGGCAUCACCUGUGCCUGCAGUCCUGGCAAGAUGGUUUGUCUGUACCAUGCCCAGGACCUCUGCUCCUGCCCUCAUAGCAACCUUAGACUCAACUUCAAGUUUACACUGGAUGAGCUGUAUUCCAUGAUGUCAUCAGUGAUGCUGCGUGCAGAGUCCUAUAAAGACUGGGUCUCCAAUGUGCAGGAAAUCCUGGAGAACAAAGGAAACAAGAAAAGAGGUUUGGAAGAGCUUCACAGCCUGGUGGAGCAGGCAGAAACCAAGGCAUUCCCACAAACCAGCCUCCUGGAUCAGCUACGCAUAGUUACCUCAGAGGCUGACAAAGUCGCUGUGAUGGCACAACAGCUACUAAAUGGAAAGAGGCAGACGAGAUAUCGUUCUGGAGGAGGAAAGUCUCAAAAUCAGAACGAGUUGACUGUGGAGGAGCUGAGGUCUUUUGUCCGGCAGUUUGACAGCCUGCCGUGCAACAUCCGACAGGCUCCUUUACUGAAAGACCUUCUGACCCGGGUGGAUGACUUCCAGCAGCGCAGUGAACGUCUCCUCUCUGAUGAGUCACCCAGUCCGCUGGAGCUGCAGGACCUGUUGGAUGUGAGCCUGGGCCUGGACGUGGAGCUGCCUCAGCUGCCCCUGCUGAGGGAGAGACUGGAGCAGGCCCGCUGGCUGGAGGCCGUGCAGCAAGCCAGCAGCCGGCCUGAAAGCCUCUGUCUGGACACCAUGAGGAGGCUGAUAGACCAGGGUGUGGGUUUGGCCCCUCACAGCUCUGUGGAAAGGGCCAUGGCCCGUCUGCAGGAGCUGCUGACAGUGUCGGAGCAGUGGGAGGAGCGGGUGCUCAGCCUCUUGGAAGCCAGGCCUUAUCACAGCAUGGAAACACUUGAGAUUGCUCUACAAGAAGUGGAGAACAUCCCUGCCUAUCUGCCCAACUGCCUGCAGCUGAAGGAUGUCAUUGCCAAGGCCAAGAAGUGGCUUCAUGAAGCUGAAGCUCUCCAGCUUGGGGGACGUAUUCCCGUGCUGGACAGCCUCUCUGAGCUGGUUCUCAGAGCAGAGGGCAUCCCAGUGAGGCUCGACCCGCUGAGUCGCCUGGAGGCUCUCAUCAGUGAUGUUCAGACCUGGAAGGAGAGCGCAGGGAAGACAUUCCUACUGAAAAACUCCCCUUUCUCUCUUCUUGAGGUGCUUUGUCCAAGAUGUGACGUAGGGACCCUGCAACACAGGUCAAAACCUAAAAAAGCAAAGGAAACGACACCAAUCAGCAAAAAAGCUUCAGCAAAACUGGAGUCUCUGUGUGACGUGGAGAGAGCGCUCUGUGAGAGCAAGGACUCUGCCUCUGCUAUGGCCGCACUGGCCGAGGUUCGCCAGAGGGAGAUGGACAUCUUGUUGGCUUUGCGUGCUUCAAAUGAGUCCAAGCUUCUUCCUGCUGAAAACUGUUGUGCACUUAGUGUUUGUGUUUGCCAAAAGGCCCCUUCGGGCGCCAUGGCGCAGUGUGAGCUCUGUCGAGAGGUUUUCCACUGUGGCUGCGUUACCGCGACUGCAGAGCUCGAGUAUGGCCAAGCCUGGCUUUGCCCGUUUUGCCAGCGGUCGAGGAAACCCCCUCUGGACAAGGUCCUGCCCCUGUUGGCAUCUCUGCAGAGGAUUCGGGUUCGACUGCCAGAAGGAGACGCCCUGCGCUUCCUCAUUGAGAGGACGGUGCAGUGGCAGCACAGAGUCCAGCAGGCCUGCACAGAGGGAGUGCUGGACGAAGUGGCAAAGAUGGGGAGAGUUGGACCGAGAGUGUCUUCUUCAUAUCUGACUCAGGAAAUAAAUUCACUCUUUCAUACGAAGCACCAGUCUGUUCCAUUUCAGGGUCUCGGCCCUGAGCUGGAGGAGCUGAUGGUGGAGGGAUUCCUGCUGCAGGUCACUCUGCCUGAGACCGAGCAGCUGUACAGGUACCUGCUGUACAAACUGGCCCCCCAACCAUCAUAUAGCGACACCUGUGGGAAGUACACAGAACAGGACCAACCAUCUCCGAGAGGGAGCCCCCACCACAAAAAGAUUAAAGAUUCCAGUAUCGAAAAGGAGGCGAUGAACGGUCAGAGCAAAAGGACCAAGCGACGCAAAGAAAGCUCCGACUCCCAGCACAGCGAGAAGGCCAAGAAGUGCCGCAAGAAGUCUAAGAAAAGCAGAGAGAGGAAUGAAGAAACCAAGAGGGCUUGUUCUCCCCCACACACAUCGUUUGAUCCUGCUCCUUCAGAUUCAGAGGAGGACUACUCACUGUGUGCUGCGCCGUGGUGCAGAGAGCCAGAGGGUGACGAGGUAAACUGGGUCCAGUGUGACGGCAGCUGUAAUCAGUGGUUCCACCAGAUCUGUGUUGGACUGUCUGCUGAGCGAGCAGAGAAGGAGGACUAUAUUUGCAUAAGCUGCACACAGCCAGACUACGACAGAGGAGAAUGAAGACCAAAAAAAAAGUGACUAUGAAGGAUCAGCAGUUUUGUUGCAAGCCGCAGCACUUAAGUGCACACCUGAACUCUGUGUGGCCUGCAACUCCUCCCCUUUAUCUUCUGGCUGGUCCUCGAUGAACAUGGUGCUAUCACUGUUUUUCCAGAGUUACAAAAGACUUCUGUCACUGUUUUCGUCACCUGGCUGAUUUUUCAGCCAAUCAACUAAUCCCUUUUGAAACUUUCCGAGACUUGAUGCAGGUGUACACAAUGGUAAAAUGUUUCAAGAACCAACAGGGCAGGGAUUUUUCAACCAAAAGAAAAAAAAAGUCAAUUUGACAUCACAUUUUCGAACUGCUUUUUUCUUUUUUUUUCUUUUUUUUUUUUUUACAUGCAUCUGAACAAUGUGAAACUUAUCUUUCUCUUGAAGAGUAAAUAUUAUUUAUCUAAGCAAUAACUGAACUGAUUAAUUGAGGUUUGGUUUUCACCUGAGCUGUAUUUGUGCUUUCUUUGAUAGAAUGCCUUCUCGAAGCAAAAACCCUGAAGAAUUCACUUUAUGAAUCCUAUGAUUUUUACACAGUUCAGUUAAGAUUUGUGAACAGAAAUCACUUGAAUCAGAAACCAGGGAGAGCAAUGACCGUACGUCUGAGCUUGUUGAUCUAAAAUGUGCAAACGUUUGCACCUGAAUUUUUGCCCACAUCCCUUAACAAAUCACUGACUUUGAUAUAAAGUCUGGUUCCCUUUUGCGCUGUGAGUCCUGGAUCUGUUGUUACUGGCGUUGGGUGAGACUCGAUCACGUUCACAUGACGAGUAUGAACUGUCCGACAUCAAAGGAAUGUACAUUUUGUGUGAGGGUGGACUUUCCCUUUAUGGUUUAGGAUGAAAAUGUUGUGUUGGACUUAGAUUUAACACAGUGUGUGAUUUAUUUGCCACGGGUAUAUGACCUUUUUCUGCUCCUUUGGGUAAAUAAUAUAAUUCAUAUGUUGCAGUUUGCAUUAUAAAAUAAAAAUGUUUGUUCCCAUA
This is a messenger RNA of Scatophagus argus, 5610 nucleotides long. RefSeq names its product lysine (K)-specific demethylase 5Ba (gene kdm5ba). Gene Ontology annotation, biological process: chromatin remodeling. Bases 161 to 4603 code for a protein of 1480 amino acids. Lineage: Eukaryota; Metazoa; Chordata; Actinopteri; Scatophagidae. The transcript is spliced from 27 exons. Gene Ontology annotation, cellular component: nucleus. The record is from RefSeq and is a predicted model, not a curated record. Gene Ontology annotation, molecular function: histone demethylase activity; DNA binding.